AUGUCCGCGCCGGCGGACGACGACGGCGACGCGGUGCACGGCGUCGACCGCCUGCCCGGGGAUGCCGAGAACGCCGCCCGCGCGAUGGAUGAGAUUGUCGCCGACUCGGACGAGGACGGGGGCGACACGGACGAGGACGUCCCGGACCAGCCCGAGGACGACUACGAAUCCGACGGCGACGAUCAGGAGUGGGCGCUGGGGUUCUGCGAGCGCGCCCCCGCGGAGACGCUCCAGCGGCAGUUCUUUCCGUCCAAGGUGGGCGGCCGACCCGCGUGGCUCGACCCGGUGGACGUGCCCACCGCCGCGCAGCUCAAGUGCCUCUACACCCGCGAGCCGCUCGACUUCCUCCUGCAGGUGUACGCCUCGGUGGACGACGAGCCCACCGCGUUCCACCGCGCCGUCUUCCUCUUCGUCUCGCCGCACGGCGGGGACCUUCACAGGCCGGGCGCCGUUCGAGCGUUUCGAUCGCAGCUACCCAGAAUCAACCCCUUCUACCCCGACGAGCCGUGCGAGCAGGGGGACCCGCUUCAGGAGCUCACGGACGCGCAACACGCGGCGUACGAAUUAAGACACGACAGGUGGUCCGACGAUGCCCUCCGCGGCGCCAUCGCGCACAGGCCGAGGAUGUUUCCGGAGCGCGAGCUGGUCGUGGAGCCCGAGGAGUUCCUGGAAGACGACGAGGUCACCGCGAGCAUCGCCGGCGCCGAGAACGCGGCGCGCGUGGCGGCGGCGAUGACCCCGGCGGAGGAGGGCAGCGACGAGUGGAAGGAACAGGUGAGACGCGCGAGGGAGUCGCUGCCGGAGGCGCUCCGGGGCGUGGGCGACGACGUGAGCGAGGCGGAGGUGCGAUCGCUCGAGCGAGCUCAGGAUAAGAACCAGGUGCGUUUGUCCCAGUUUCACCUGAGGCUGAGGCGCACGGAUCCGACGCAGGUGCUGCGGUACUGCUUCGACGAGGGCGCCAAGCCCUUGUGGCCGAGCGUGUCGGACGCGCCGGAACAAAACGAGCGGACGGUGCCGCCGUGCCCGAGGUGCGGGUCGCCGCGUAGGUUCGAGUUUCAGGUUUUACCCACGAUUGUCAACCACCUGGACGUGGACAGCGAGCUCAACUCGGCGGUGGACUUUGGGUCGAUCGCGGUGUACACGUGCGCCAGGUCGUGCGCCCCGCCGACGCACGACGGCACGCGGGGCGUCGCCGCGGACGGCAAGAGCGAGGCGUACGCGGAGGAGUGCGUGCUGGUGCACCCGCCGUUAAACGCGUGA
Micromonas commoda is the source of this 1260-nucleotide messenger RNA. RefSeq lists its product with no specific name. Lineage: Eukaryota; Viridiplantae; Chlorophyta; Mamiellophyceae; Mamiellales; Mamiellaceae. The transcript has a single exon. The record is from RefSeq and is a predicted model, not a curated record. The coding region runs from base 1 to 1260 and encodes 419 amino acids. Gene Ontology annotation, cellular component: cytoplasm.